AUGUCGACACAACAGGAAGAACUAAUGAAGAAGUUGGAAGCAUUCAUGAUCCAGCAAACACAAAGCAACAACGAUUUGAAGGAAGCUAUGUCAGCCUUGCAGACCAAGCAAGCAACGAUGGAAGAAAGAUUGCAAUCCCUAAGCCAAAACAAAACCAUUGAACAAGGAGAAGACAACGAAAGUGUGGACAAGGUCUUCAAGAUGGAGCGUUUUGAUGACCCAGUGGUACAGGGGCGUGGAAUAGGACGUGGCACCACCUUCGGAACAAAUCCAAACAGUAAAUUUUCGUUCCAAGGAGGGUUGGUUGGGAGAGGUAAAGGAUGGACCCAGGAAGGAGCGGGACGAGGAACUGGCAAGGGUUUUGAAUCAUGGCGAACAGGUGAACCUCAGCCUUUCAAGCACAAUUGGGAACCCCUAAAACCAGAGUGGUCAAACUGCAGGGAUCAAGGGUCACCAAAAGAUUGGGAAGAGACAGAAGAUACUGGAUACCGAGGGGGUAGAGUACCAAGAUUUGCCAACAUGGAGUUUCCGACAUAUGAUGGAAAGGGGAAUCCAGUCGUAUGGCUUCAAAGAUGUGAAGACUUCUUCAAAGAGAAACAGACCCCCACGGAAGCUUGGGUUAGGCAGGCCACUUUUUCACUAUAA
Messenger RNA from Lactuca virosa, 645 nucleotides. The record is from the annotation of a GenBank genome assembly. NCBI's taxonomy places the organism in Eukaryota, Viridiplantae, Streptophyta, Magnoliopsida, Asterales, Asteraceae.